This is a messenger RNA of Xenopus tropicalis (tropical clawed frog), 2611 nucleotides long. RefSeq names its product coagulation factor XIII B chain. The transcript is spliced from 8 exons. NCBI's taxonomy places the organism in Eukaryota, Metazoa, Chordata, Amphibia, Anura, Pipidae. The coding region runs from base 1155 to 2420 and encodes 421 amino acids. The record is from RefSeq and is a predicted model, not a curated record.
GGGAGCUCUAGGAGUAAAAAACUAAGAGAUAAAGAUAAAGAUUGAUUCCAAAAGGUUUAAAAAUGACCUUUUUCACAAUAGAAACUGCCCACUUUACAUAUAUAUCCACUCAACCACACAUAAAAGUUCCACGGUAAGUGAGAAGAAGCAACCUGGCAAAAAUAAAACGCUCAACACUAGUGAGAAGCAUUUCCAUGAGAUAUGUAAUAUUCCAAAGUUUGUAUUCAGUAAGUAUAAAGUGUGCUAGUAAAUCUACGGCUUAAUAAUAAUCUUAUUAUAGUUAAUAUCGUGACCUAGUGUACUGACAACUAAAUCAAGGUAAAAGCCUCAAAAAGUUACAGAAACUUUAAAAAUUGAGUCAAUAACGUUGGUACAGAAAUAAACCUACGCGUUUCACGCACAGGCUCUUUCUCAAGGGAUCAAUGAAAUGAGCUCAAGGAGUGGCCAACUGUUGGUGGGCAAACAAAAUCCAGUUGUCAACAAGCCCCACCAAAAUGAGCAACAAGGGCUCAGAACCAGCAGUUCUCCCCGAUGGAGAAGGGGGAGGAGCUGUUACGAGCACAUAACAUCUAAUGCUCAGGUACUACUUGGUUUAACCAAUCAGGUUUAUUUAUUUAGAGCUGCACCAAUGAGGGGCUGCAUAAGCCUUUCUCUACUCUGGCUUAUGGCCACUAUGGCUUAAUGACUGACACACUAUUUUCUUAGAUCUAUACCCUUUUCAACUAUACCCAAUUACAUCCAGGGGCCUAGCCAGUGUAACAACACACCGCUUGUAAUAGGGUCUUGCAGAAUGGAAAAAUGGAAUGUGUACUGGGCAUCCUGUUCCAGUUACUACUAAGAAUAUUUGAUUCUUUUGCAGAGAUUCAUGACCUCUGGGCUAUUUAAGGUUUGAGCUUGAAAUCCAAAGUUUAUGUUGAGCAACAUUCUGUUGAUACUGAUGAUUUUAUCAUUACUGUAACGUACCGUCCGGAGCUGCGGGGCUGGUAUUUGGGAAGGGGCAGCACAGAUGGCCGAUCAAUGUCCCUCAAAUUCCGGGCAUUCGUUAUCUGCGCUUACGAAAUUAGGGAGUUUUAAAAGGGAUGGGAUGAAACUCAGGCUGAGGGAAACAGUAGGAGACCCGACACCGAGGAGCAACAGUCACAGUUUAUAGCCCAAUGGGGCCUGUUGGGGUUCUAGUAUGUGUCCUGUGCUGUAUUGUAGUGGGAGCCCAGCCAUCAGAAAGAAAAGGCUGCGGCAGACCCGUGAUUCAAAAUGGAAGAGUUGAAUCUUUGUACGUGGUGGGCCGAUUGAAAUCUAUUAGAUAUCUAUGUAAUGGAGGUUACAUUGCAGAUAAAAAAGGUCCGAAAUCCGAAUAUGGCACAGCCAAAUGUACAGAAAAUGGGUAUGAUCCUAAGCCAAGGUGUUUGGCGCCGUGCUCUCUCUCCGAGGAAGACAUGGACGCAAACGGCAUCGCAAUGGCCCUCCAUCGGGUGUGGCUUACGUCCCCAAUAAAGCAUGGAGACACCGCUUCGUUUAGAUGUAAAGAGGGAUAUGAAAUAUCUGACUCAAAGCUGUUAGAUUCAACGUGCAGUGACGGCGUUCUCACUUACCCUAAUUGCACCAAACCAGAUGGCUGUGGGCCCCCACCAGAAGUGUCCCAUGGAGAAACAGUGGAAGAUCCCAACAAGUUCUAUGAACAUGGCGCGGCUGUGACGUAUAAGUGCCAACAGAGUUAUACCCUUGAGGGGAAAAAACAGAUCUCAUGUAGAAAUGGGCAAUGGGACGAUCCCCCAGUCUGCAAAGGCCCCUGCUCUCUUUCCGAGGAGGAGAUGGAAGCAAAUGGUCUCAGAUUAGACUAUCCUUUGUGGUGGAGAAGUUCCCCGGUGAAGCAUGAAAACAUAGUUUCAUUUAGCUGUGUGCAGAGAUAUGACAUAUCUGACUCAAGCCUGCUCAGAGUAAGGUGCAACGAUGGGGUUGUUAUGUACCCCAAGUGCAUGAAACUAGAGAGCUGUGGACCCCCACCAGAAGUGCCACUCGGAGAAACAGUACAAGGUCAACUGGAGUCAUAUGGACACGGCUCGGUAAUGACAUAUCGGUGUCCGCAAUAUUAUACAUUGGAGGGAAAGCAAAAUGUUACAUGUAGAAAUGGAACAUGGGAUGAACCACCAGCCUGCAGAGAACCAUGCAAGGUCACCUGUAAAGACUUGGACGAAAAAAACAUCACCUGGAUUUGGCCAUUCCCUAUAAAACGACACGUUCUGCAUGGAGAGUUCAUUUUAUUUCAUUGCUUAGAAGGAUAUGAGACAUCUAAAAAAGAUCUACUUAUGGUACAAUGUCAGCAAGGUAGAAUGGCCAUUCCCAAUUGCACUGAACAAGAUCCUCAUGCGGAAGGAACUCCCCACCGGUCCGAUUUCUGGCAGAUGUUCAAGCCCCCCAUGUAACACAAAGAUAGGGAAUGCACAGAAGUGAAAGAGCUAAUGGACUUAUAGCCGUCAUUGCAUUUGCUGUUAUACGUUCCUUUCCUCAAUAGGUUUCCCUUCCCUUUUGUAAGCAAUAUAAUCCCAUAAACUGCACUGGUAAUUAUAUACUUCUCCUCCACCUUCUGCCUUAAAUACAUUCUCUAUGAAUAUUG